GAUGACGUUCCAUUUUACGCGUUCAUCGUUUUACGUCUUUUUGUCAUUCGUGCAGUUUUGCUCGUCACUUUUUGAAAGCGCAUAAGAGAGAACACUGAAAAAUUAUUUGCGUGUUUUGGUGAAAAAAAAAUAUUACAAAAGAAACUUAAAGUGUUUUUAGUGGACAAGUUCAUUUACAUAGCGAAAAAGUAAUAAAGCGCCGCAAAGCUUUGAAUUCAAAAAAAAGAACUGAAAUUUCGAAGAAUUUUAAAUUAAUAUAUAAUAAAAGAAAGAACUUUUUCUUAACAAUUUUGCAACAAGUUUGAAGUGUUUGGCAACAACAAGCAGCAACUACAACAAGGCAGCCGCUAAAUAUGGUUUAUUUUAGUCCGCGUGGCAUGCAACCGUGUAGUCCAUCGGGCGUUAUUGCAGUGAUGCCGCCAUCGAAGAGUCCCACCAUGGAAACGGCCGCCGGACAGCAAGCCAAUGCUCACCUCAGUGACAGCAGCGUCGCCGAUAAGGAACAAGGCGCGGAACAACAGCGAGCCGCAACGCCUGUCAGCAGCAACAAUACCACGAACGCAACAAACACCAGCACGAAUCUGCCUAAUGCACGCGCUUGUCCGCUCAAAUUUUCCAUUGCGAAAAUUAUGGAGCCCGAUCAACGCGCCAACUGUGAAAGUAUAAAUGCGCACGAAGAUUCCGAACGCUCGUGCAGUCCCAUUGAGGUUGCCAGCGAUGAGUGUGACUUAGAGCGCGCCGAAUUGCAAUUAUCAAGCGCUAGCAGCCAGCAAUGCGCAAAUGCUGAGAACUAUGAUUCCGCUUUCAAAAAGUAUGUGCCAUCUUCCGCCACUUCUGCCGCGGCUGCUGCUGCGGCCGUCGCCGCCAACACUGUGAACAAUGUUGCCGCUGUGCAGCAGUUUGUUAAUACGCGCCAUCAGGAAUUAAUGUCACAAUAUCCGCUGCUAUAUUAUGCGCCCAAUCAGUUGAUGUGCGCCGCCGCUGCCGCGCAAUAUGCAGCGCUCACUGCCGCUCAGCAACAGACUUUACUUGGCAAUCCGGGUGCUGCCGCGCAUUUGAGCAGCUUCACCGCGUCGCUUAACAAUUUCCACACACAAUCACUGCGGCGUAAUCUCAGCGCUUCUGGCCAUCAUUUAGCUGCCGCUGCAGCAGCAGCAGCUGCCGCGCAGGCACAGGCGCAUCAUGCACACCAUCAGGCGCUUGCCAGCGCACACCCGCAGCUGCAACAGACGUUGGAAAAACAUCAGCAACAACAUCAACAGCAUAAAAUGCACGAUAGCGCUUCUGGCGUAUAUCAUAGUAUGAAACGCAAACAUAACGCGAGCGCUGCAGCUGCCACGGCCGCCGCGCAAACCGCCACGUCGAUUCAUGAGCACAACUCAUCGCGCGCUUCCUCACCAGCCUCACGUCAUCUACGUUCGCCGUCACCCAACUCAAUGGAUGACAGUCCUGGCUCUACAUCGGGCAAGCAGAAGACAUUCUCAUGCCUGGAAUGCGGCAAGGUCUUCAAUGCGCACUACAAUCUUACGCGUCACAUGCCAGUGCACACAGGCGCGCGUCCAUUUGUUUGCAAGGUUUGCGGUAAAGGCUUUCGUCAGGCUUCAACGCUUUGUCGCCACAAAAUCAUACACACCUCCGAGAAGCCGCACAAGUGUCAGACCUGUGGCAAAGCCUUCAAUCGCUCCUCUACGCUAAACACGCACACACGUAUUCACGCCGGUUACAAGCCAUUCGUAUGCGAAUAUUGCGGCAAAGGUUUCCACCAGAAGGGCAACUACAAGAAUCACAAGCUCACGCAUAGCGGCGAAAAGGCGUACAAAUGCAAUAUCUGCAACAAGGCUUUCCACCAAAUCUACAAUCUCACCUUUCACAUGCACACACACAAUGACAAAAAACCGUACACGUGUAAGGUGUGCGCCAAAGGCUUCUGUCGUAACUUCGACCUGAAGAAGCAUAUGCGCAAGUUGCAUGAGUUGGGCGGUAGCGAUCUGCUCGACGAGGACUCGCCACCAAGCUAUGAACGCCGACGCGAGUAUACGCGUCGUGAAUAUACGCGUCGCGAAGCGCAUCUCGGCUACCACGCGCACUUACCGCACGGCAGCCAAUUGACGCCCGACUCCUCUGCUGGCAGCUUAUCGCCGCCGAUCAAUGUCACUACACCGCCACUCUCCAGCGGUGGUGGCGGUGACAGCAGCAAUCCCGCUUGGCAUACGCCGCAAUACCAAACGCUAACCAACGCACACCAGUCAGCAGCUGUGAAUGCAACAACGGCUGCCAGCGCCUAUGCGCCGCAUCACCUUUUACCUCAGGUGGCCGGCAGUAGCUUUCGUGCAACCGCCGAAUACUCCAGCAGCUCCGCAUUCAUUCAACUAGCCAGCGCAACUUCCACGAGCGCCUCCACCAGUGCCGCACAAAUGUUAUCGGUUCGCCAGCACCAACAACAACAGCAGGCGCAUCAGCAAGGCCAACAUCAUCACCAGCACAACCACAACCAAAGUCCGAUGCAUCAUCAUCAUCAGCGUCUGUCGGCAGCUGCUGCCGUCUCUGCGAUGGAUCAGGUGCCCUUCAUAGCGAAAGUAUUUUGACAGCGUUACUAUGCGGACAGUUUGGCCACAACGACAACACAGCAUGCCGCUAGCACACUGACCGCUUCCUCGAAGAGCAUACUCAUCGACUGACUGCAGUUCGUGGCGGCCGCUGCGGCAGCGUCGGCAACAGCAACAGCAACAGCGACGGCGACAGCGUCAUCAACAGCUAGCUCGAACUUGAUCACAGCACCGUCUUCAACACCCACUGAAUUCGAUCUGGAUGAUGAACUUCUGGUGGACGCUGUGGAUGAAGAUGAGCCGCCAGCUACUUACCCUCCCGGCUGUGGAUCAGCUGACGGAGCAAUGCGCUUCGCAUCGCACGACAUUGGGCAGUGCCGUCGAGGCGCUAAAUAGUCUACUCUAAAGCGUGCCUCCGAAAUGCUGGUUUCAACAAAAUGGUUUCAUGGUUGCGACAAGCGGCCGCUAUUUACCAAAAUUGAUCACCAAUUAGUCAAAAGUGUGCAAUAAGCGUUAUAAAUCCGUGAAGCUUUGAAAAAACUUAAAUAUUCGAAAUAUUUCCACAGCUUUAACGGUACAAUUACUCCUACAUUGCACUCUCCAGCACCUUGCCACAUGGCUCUCCAGUGAUUUACCGUGAUUUUUUUUAGCAUGUUUCGUGUAAAGGGAUAUGUGCGCAUUCUCAACUUAUUUAGAAUGAAAAUAUAGCUUAUGAGGUAUUCACGUUGUAAAUAAAAGCGGCCAUAUGUGAUAUACCCAACUUGUAAAUACGAAUGUUCUUGUAAAUAUGUUUGUUGCGCCAUUCUUGUUCUUUAAUAAAAUGGUUGAAAAUAUAUACAGUUAGUGGUUUCUUUGUAUAUAUGUAUGUGUGUGAAAUACACAUAUACAUAUGUAAAAUUAUAUGUAUGUGUUUAGUUCUAAGUAUUUCAAUGUGAAAUUCCACCUCUACACACAUAUAUACACAGCCUUUUGCGCCCACAAACAGUUCAAUUUUAGGUGUAGUAGUAUUAGUAAAAUUGUAAUUUAUGUUCUAGUUAUAAAUAAUU
This is a messenger RNA of Bactrocera latifrons, 3592 nucleotides long. RefSeq names its product zinc finger protein squeeze. The transcript has 2 exons. The record is from RefSeq and is a predicted model, not a curated record. Lineage: Eukaryota; Metazoa; Arthropoda; Insecta; Diptera; Tephritidae. The coding region runs from base 354 to 2585 and encodes 743 amino acids. Gene Ontology annotation, cellular component: nucleus.